UCAACUGCCUCAUCGUCCACACUCUCGAGCUAACCACAGCCAGCCUCGCUCAGGCUCAGUAGUAGUAGCUAGCACCUAGCAGCCAUGGCUGGCAGUGACAAGAAGCUUGCCUCCUUGGCUCUGCUGCUAGCAUUACUUGGUUGCCUGGGGCGCACGUGCCAAGCGAGCCACGGGUUUCCCUAUCCGUUGCUCCCUUUCUUCCCGGUCAGAAUACUUCCUUUUUCUGUGCCGUCGCUCACCUGCGGUCACUACCCCAAGGUCAAGUAUGCUUGCGAUGAUGCGGAGAAGAUUGUGAGGGACAUUGUAGAGGAGGAGGUGUACCGCGACCGCGGCAUCGGCGCGGGCCUCAUCCGUCUCUUCUUCCACGACUGCUUCGUCCGGGGUUGCGACGCGUCGGUCCUCCUUGACCAGACCGCCACGCCCAACGAGCCGACGGAGAAGGACGGCAUCCCCAACAGGGGCAGCCUCCGGGGCUUCGAGGUGAUCGACAGGAUCAAGGAGAAGCUCGAGGCCACGCCCGGGUGCAAGCAUGUCGUCUCCUGCGCCGACAUCGUCGCCUUUGCUGCCCGCGACGCCACCUACUUCCUCAGCAACAAGGUGAUAGACUUCCAGAUGCCGUCCGGCCGCUACGACGGGAACAUGUCCCUCGCCAGCGAAACCCUCCCCAACCUGCCCCCUCCCUUCGCCGACAGUGCUCAACUCGAGGCCAUGUUCAAAAACAAGGGCCUCACCCUCGACGAGAUGGUCACCCUCUCCGGCGCACACUCCAUCGGCAUCUCCCACUGCUCCUCCUUCAACGGGGACCGCCCCACCGCCAUGAACUCUACCUUGGCCGACUUGGUCACAGCUAAAUGUAGCAGCGGCGGCAACCCUACCGUGGAUCAGGACAUCCGAACCCCUCGAGACCUCGACAACCAAUACUUCAAGAACGUCAUCAACCACGAAGUCUUGUUCAAAUCGGACGCCGCGCUAGAGUCAUCAACCACAAUUGAAUCCGUCAAACAAAAUGCAAAGUACCCUUUGCUGUGGGAGGAAAAGUUCCGGCAAGCCAUGGUGAAGAUGGGCAACAUCGACGUCAAGACCAGAAACAAUGGAGAGAUCAGACACAAGUGCCGAUCCAUCAACUACUAGUGGAGUACUAGCCUUGCCUCCCAAACAGAUCAGCUCGAACAAGCCACCUCCUCGUUUUUGUAUGGAUCGACUUCCCAUUCUUGUUCUUUCUUUAUUUAUUUAUCUUUUUCACUAAAUAUGGUUUUGUGUACUCCUCAUUUUCUUAUUACAUUUAAUUUAUAUAUUGAUAUUGUUAUCGGUGUACUCUUUAACUUAUAAUUUGUUAAUGAAAACGCAAAUUUAUCGGUGUACACUUUAAUUUAUAAAGCACAUUUAUUUAUGA
This is a messenger RNA of Hordeum vulgare subsp. vulgare (domesticated barley), 1393 nucleotides long. Its product is annotated as peroxidase 2-like. NCBI's taxonomy places the organism in Eukaryota, Viridiplantae, Streptophyta, Magnoliopsida, Poales, Poaceae. Gene Ontology annotation, biological process: response to oxidative stress; hydrogen peroxide catabolic process. The coding region runs from base 85 to 1131 and encodes 348 amino acids. Gene Ontology annotation, molecular function: heme binding; peroxidase activity. Gene Ontology annotation, cellular component: plasmodesma; plant-type cell wall. The transcript has 2 exons. The record is from RefSeq and is a predicted model, not a curated record.